Dunckerocampus dactyliophorus (ringed pipefish) is the source of this 847-nucleotide messenger RNA. It is a transcript of the gene siva1, whose product is annotated as SIVA1, apoptosis-inducing factor. Gene Ontology annotation, molecular function: CD27 receptor binding. The record is from RefSeq and is a predicted model, not a curated record. Gene Ontology annotation, biological process: extrinsic apoptotic signaling pathway. Lineage: Eukaryota; Metazoa; Chordata; Actinopteri; Syngnathiformes; Syngnathidae. The transcript is spliced from 4 exons. The coding region runs from base 206 to 712 and encodes 168 amino acids.
CAGUCGAUUUUUAAGGUUAACAUUUUGGAGCCAUUUAGACGGCAUAGUUUAACAGCGACCCAAAAUCACGUGACAGCAAAAGGAACUAUUUGAUUGGCGUUUAAAAAUCCACGUGAUAAUAAAAUCUGUCCAAUUGGCUGUCCUCGCCCAACACUGUUUUUCCCGCAACUACCGAGCGUGGAAACAGCUCUUUGGACCUACGAAAAUGCCGAAGCGAUCGUGCCCUUUUACGGAAACCUUCUCGUCUCAGUAUAAGAUGCACAUCGGGCCGCGUGAGCUUAAUAACUCCAGCGUCUUUGGGAAUAAAUACAGGAAAGAAAUCUAUGAAAAGACAAAAACAUUACUUUUUAAUGGUGCCAAAGCGGUGGUAGACAAAAUAUGGACUGGGGAGGAUAAGAUCACCGACCGUCAUCCAACUGGACAAGAGUUAACAGUUAAAAGCAGUCAGACUCUGUUAAGAGGGCAGACUUUGAUUGGAACUAAUGGGAGGUUGACCAAAGCAACUAAAACACAAGGACCAUCUAGUGGUGGCUGCUGCGUGUGUCAGAAAAGUGUGUCAUGCCAGACCUCCUGUUCCCAGUGUGAGCGUCGUGCCUGCUUGUCCUGCAGCCGACAGUGCUCCAGCUGCUUCAGCCAGUGCUGUUCUGUCUGCACCAUCAUAGAUUACAGUGGACGUUAUGAUGAAGUGCUCUGCUGCAGUUGCUCGACGUAAUGGAAGUUUGGUACGCAGAUCCAAUACUUGAAAACUGCAGUAUCCUGCAUUUUAAAUUUCAUAAUUGUCUUUUUUUUUCUCCUUAUGAUCGAAAUGUAUGUGCAUGUAUAGAUAUCUAAUGAAAUAAACUUGAAC